CGCUUUCCUGACAUCACUUCCGGUUUUCACAGCAGUCGACUUCCAGGUCCUGCGGAGAGUGUCUUCGGGGUGCUCGGAGCUCCGUCUGGCUGCAGGAUGUCGCGCGGUUCCAUAGAGAUCCCUCUGCGGGAUACGGACGAGGUCAUCGAGCUCGACUUUGAUCAGCUUCCCGAAGGAGAUGAAGUUAUCAGUAUCCUGAAACAGGAGCACACCCAGCUGCACAUAUGGAUUGCCUUGGCGUUGGAAUAUUACAAGCAAGGAAAGACGGAGGACUUUGUGAAGCUGCUGGAAGCGGCUCGCAUAGAUGGCAACUUGGACUACAGGGACCACGAGAAGGACCAGAUGACUUGUCUGGACACUUUGGCGGCCUACUAUGUCCAACAGGCCCGCAAGGAGAAGAACAAAGACGGCAAGAAGGAGCUGAUCACACAGGCCACCUUGCUGUAUACCAUGGCCGACAAGAUCAUCAUGUACGACCAGAACCACUUGCUGGGAAGAGCGUGCUUCUGUCUCCUGGAGGGGGAUAAGAUGGACCAGGCCGAUGCCCAGUUUCACUUUGUGCUUAACCAGUCUCCGAACAACAUCCCGGCCUUGCUCGGAAAAGCUUGUAUCUCGUUCAACAAGAAAGACUACAGAGGGGCCCUUGCCUACUAUAAGAAAGCCUUGCGCACCAACCCUGGGUGUCCAGCCGGAGUCCGCUUAGGAAUGGGCCACUGUUUUGUAAAACUGAACAAGCUUGACAAGGCUCGUCUCGCCUUUGGUAGAGCUCUGGAUCUCAACCCGAAAUGCGUGGGCGCCCUCGUGGGCUUAGCUGUCCUUGAGCUGAACAACAAGGAGGCCGAUUCUAUCAAAAAUGGUGUACAACUACUGUCCAAAGCGUACACCAUCGACCCAAGUAACCCCAUGGUGCUCAACCACCUUGCCAACCAUUUCUUCUUCAAAAAGGAUUACAGCAAAGUGCAGCAUUUGGCCCUCCAUGCGUUUCACAACACAGAAGUUGAAGCUAUGCAAGCUGAGAGCUGCUACCAGCUGGCCAGGUCAUUCCAUGUACAGGAGGACUACGACCAGGCGUUUCAGUACUACUAUCAGGCCACGCAGUUUGCAGCGGCCUCUUUUGUGCUGCCGUUCUUCGGCUUGGGCCAGAUGUACAUUUACAGAGGGGAUAAGGAGAACGCGGCGCAAUGCUUUGAGAAAGUCCUGAAGGCCUAUCCCAAUAACUACGAGACCAUGAAGAUUCUGGGCUCCCUGUACGCCGGCUCCGAUGACCAGGAGAAGCGGGACACUGCAAAGAGCCACCUGAAGAAGGUCACCGAGCAGUACCCAGACGACGUGGAGGCGUGGAUCGAGCUUGCGCAGAUUUUGGAGCAGACGGAUAUACAGAAUGCCUUGUCUGCGUACGGGACGGCUACCAGGAUUCUGCAGGAGAAGGUGCAAGCCGACGUCCCUCCGGAAAUUCUGAAUAAUGUGGGCGCUCUUCAUUUCCGCCUGGGAAACCUGGGUGAAGCUAAGAAAUAUUUCAUGGCAUCCUUGGACCGCGCCAAAGCAGAAGCCGAACACGAUGAACAUUAUUACAGCGCCAUUUCCGUCACCACCACCUACAACUUGGCCAGGUUGUUUGAGGCUCUGUGCGAAUUUCACGAAUCGGAGAAACUCUAUAAGAACAUUCUAAGAGAACAUCCAAACUAUGUGGACUGUUACUUGCGUCUUGGCGCAAUGGCCCGAGACAAAGGAAACUUCUAUGAGGCUUCGGAUUGGUUUAAAGAAGCCUUGCAGAUUAAUCAGGAUCAUCCUGACGCCUGGUCUCUGAUCGGGAACUUGCACUUGGCGAAGCAGGAAUGGGGACCGGGACAGAAGAAGUUUGAGAGGAUCCUGAAGCAGCCGUCCACACAGAAUGACACCUACUCUAUGUUGGCUCUGGGCAACGUUUGGCUGCAGACUUUACAUCAACCAACCCGUGACCGAGAGAAGGAAAAGCGUCACCAGGAUCGUGCGUUGGCGAUCUACAAGCAGGUGCUCAGGAACGACUCCAAGAAUCUCUAUGCAGCAAAUGGAAUUGGAGCGGUCUUGGCGCACAAAGGUUAUGUCCGUGAGGCCCGUGAUGUUUUUGCUCAGGUCAGAGAGGCAACGGCAGAUAUUAGUGACGUCUGGUUAAACCUGGCGCACAUCUACGUGGAGCAGAAACAGUUCAUUAGUGCUGUGCAAAUGUAUGAAAACUGUUUGCGCAAGUUCUACAAACACCAGAACACGGAGGUGCUGCUGUACUUGGCCAGAGCGCUCUUCAAAUGCGGCAAGUUGCAGGAGUGCAAGCAGAUCCUCCUGAAGGCUCGGCAUGUGGCCCCCAACGACACCGUCCUCAUGUUCAAUGUGGCCCUGGUGCUCCAGAGACUUGCAACGUCCAUACUGAAGGAUGAAAAGAGUAACUUGAAGGAAGUAUUGAAUGCUGUAAAGGAGCUUGAACUGGCGCACAGAUAUUUCAAUUAUCUGAGCAAAGUCGGCGAUAAGAUGCGGUUUGAUUUGGCCCUCGCUGCCUCAGAGGCCAGGCAGUGUUCCGAUCUCCUGAGCCAGGCGCAGUAUCACGUGGCUCGCGCCCGUAAACAGGACGAGGAGGAGAAGGAGCUGCGAGCCAAACAAGAACAGGAGAGGGAGCAGCUGAAACAGAAACUGAUGAAAGCGCAGGAAGAGAAACGUCAUAAGGAGGAGGUCGAGCAUAAAAAGCUCUUGGAGCAGAGAGCUCAGUACGUGGAGAAGACCAAAAACCUCCUUCAGUUCACCGGAGAAAUGGAGACCCAAAAAGAAAGGAAACGAGGUGGUGGAGGAGGACGGAGAUCCAGAAAAAAUGGGGACUUUGAUGAGUUUGUUAAUGACGACUCGGACGACGAUCUACCCAGAAAGAAGAAGAGGAAGAAGGGCGGCAGUGACAGCGGAGGGGAUCAGGAGGGCGGCGAAGGCCAAGAGGGAGACAAGAAGAAGAAAAAGAGAAGGAAGAGGCCUUCAAAGACAGGUGAAGGAGGAUCAGAUGAUGAUGAUCGUCCACGACCUAAAAAGAAACCUCCAAAGAAGCCGGUUAAAGUUGAGCGAACUCCGGCUUCCAUGAAAGGCAAAAUCAAAUCGAAGGCCAUGAUCUCCUCCAGCGAUGAUGACUCUUCGGACGAGGACAAACUGAAAAUCGCAGAUGAAGGAAAUGCCAGAAACAGCAACAGUGACUCGGAUGAUGCCCCCAAACCAGCAAAAAAGCGCAUAAUGUCUGACAGUGACUCUGAUAACGGGAAUAAAUCUGGAAGCGACGCCGGCAGCCCGCAGAGGUCUCAGCAGUCGGGCGAAGACUCCGAAGACAACUGGCGGAAGAAGAGGCGAAGGUCGGACUCCGGAUCAGACAACGGCUCCGUCCGGUCCAGAAGAAGUGCUUCCGGGGGCUCAGCCAACGGGUCGCGGGCAGCAUCGCGAAGCCCCCAGUCGGACAGGGGAUCUGGCAAUGAGGGUUCGGCCAGGGGUUCACCAGGAGGUUCGCCCGGGGGUUCACCUAGGGGCUCGGCAAAUGAGUCGGAGCAGGAGGGGUCCACCAAUGAGAAAUCGGACCGUGGAUCUGAUGACAGCGAUUAGGCGGGAAGCGUCACACCGGUGUAUUUAAUGUAAAUAAACCCAAAACGAAAAAAAAAAGGGAAAAAGAGUAAAAGAAAAAAAAAAUUAAUUUGUACAUAUUUGUUGCUGGAAAAAAAAAGUGUUAGUGCAGCAGAAAGAGAGACGGCUUUCUUGGUUGUUUCUCCUGCAGUUGACCGAGUCUAAGGGGCACGUUAAAAGAAACCUGUCCGGAAUACAGAGGGGGACGUUGCUGAUCUCCUAAUAAAAAUUCCGGUUGCUCGUCUCUGGCCUUGUAUUUUCAUUCAUUUUAGUUGAGCGCUAUAUACCAUCCCUGGCCAAUCCCCCCCCCCCCCCCCCCCCCAAAGGAAGAUGGGAAUCCCUAGACACCUCUACUCCAGUGAUCUUCACCAGCUUCUGGGCCCUGUGUCGGGCAGCUGACAUGCGUUCUCAACACGGGAGGCGCCAUUCCGCAAAUGCAAUGUGUUGCAAGAAGGGCUUUGUGUCUCUCAAUUGGGGUCCCCACCAUACUCGCCUUGUGUGCCCCCCCCCUAACAGCUCCUGUGCAUGGAUCAGCGUUGUUGGGGAGAGUGGUGACGUCGCUCACCCAGUCAUGUGACGGUGCUCGGAUCUGGUGAUUGGAUGCUAGGCCCCCAGCACCUCUUAGGGGAGAAAAUCAUACGCUCCUUCAUAUGUGGAAGUGCUGAAUGUUCCCCAGCUGCAGAAGGAGGCGAGGAGUUGUGGGGGUGCACAGAUGAGGGGUUCAGGGAAUGCCCUUUCCAGAUGCAUGGUCGCAUUUCAAGUUUCAGCCCCUGUCCCCCCCCCCAAAAAUAAGGUAAUGGGCAACGCUUUGCCUCUUUUCUCCUGAAGGCGAUGUGUUUUUUUGUUUUUUUUUGUUAAUUGUUUGUUUUCUACUUUAAAAAAAAAAAAGAGCGUAAAUGCUGGUCUAGGGUUUAGGAUUCAGGAAUGGGUUCAUAGAUUGAUGGUGGUAACUCUAAUGCCUGGAUCACUAUGAAAUUCCUUGGUGUUUGUACAUGUUGUACUGCCUACCCGAUAUCUUGUUUGUAUAAUUUUCGAAUAUGCUAAAAUUACAUUUUUGGGGAAAAAAUUAAAUUAGGCAACACUUAAAGGGCCAGUUCAUCUUUUACAGAAAACUCUGACCUUACAGAGGUCCCCCUCCUCACACCCUCCCUAGAAAUCCCCUGAGCUGAAUGUCCAAAACCUCCCUCGUCGGGGGGGCAUGUUUUCCAAAACCUCCCUCGUCGGGGGGGCAUGUUUUCCAAAACCUCCCUCGUCGGGGGGGCAUGUUUUCCAAAACCUCCCUCGUCGGGGGGGCAUGUUUUCCCAAAACCUCCCUCGUCGGGGGGGCAUGUUUUCCCAAAACCUCCCUCGUCGGGGGGGCAUGUUUUCCCAAAACCUCCCUCGUCGGGGGGGGGGUUGCCUGUUUUCCGAAACCUCCCUCGUCGGUGGGGCCCGUUUUCUGAAACCUCCCUCGUCGGUGGGGCCCGUUUUCCGAAACCUCCCUCGUCGGUGGGGCCCGUUUUCCGAAACCUCCCUCGUCGGUGGGGCCCGUUUUCCGAAACCUCCCUCGUCGGUGGGGCCCGUUUUCCGAAACCUCCCUCGUCGGUGGGGGCCCGUUUUCCGAAACCUCCCUCGUCGGUGGGGCCCGUUUUCCGAAACCUCCCUCGUCGGUGGGGCCCGUUUUCCGAAACCUCCCUCGUCGGUGGGGCCCGUUUUCCGAAACCUCCCUCGUCGGUGGGGCCCGUUUUCCGAAACCUCCCUCGUCGGUGGGGCCCGUUUUCCGAAACCUCCCUCGUCGGUGGGGCCCGUUUUUCCGAAACCUCCCUCGUCGGUGGGGCCCGUUUUUCCGAAACCUCCCUCGUCGGUGGGGCCCGUUUUUCCGAAACCUCCCUCGUCGGUGGGGCCCGUUUUUCCGAAACCUCCCUCGUCGGUGGGGCCCGUUUUUCCGAAACCUCCCUCGUCGGUGGGGCCCGUUUUUCCGAAACCUCCCUCGUCCUGCGGGGGCAUGUUUUCCGAAACCUCACUCGUCUCGCGGGGGCAUGUUUUCCAAAACCUCCCUCGCCGCGGGGGCAUGUUUUUGAGCAUUCUAAUUGGUCAGCGCUGUCACAUGGGCGGCGCUGACCAGUAGCCCCAUGGCCCGUCUUAUCGGCUAUGAAGAAGACUAGUGGAUGGUGAGAAUAUUUCUAAGCCCUGGGCUCCUGGCAUGCAUAUACCGGAGAUUGCGACGGUCCAGGUCAGGGGGACUGGGGGGGGUUGGGUCAAGGAAGGGGACCUGUAUAAGUUCACCUUACAAAUUUUUCAUUUCCCCCACAUUCACCAACUGGGAGGGGGGCGGCUAGUCAGGCCUACCUGCACAUCAGUGGUUGGCUGUGCCAGAACCCGGAAUAUUCGGGGCAGCCUCCCGAUGAUGUCACAGAUAAACAUGGUAGAUCGGCGGCUGCAGAGAAGAUCUCGGCAGGACAACGCUGGAUGUUGGUGAAUAUCUGAAGUGUGGCCAGCUCAGCAUCGGGGUGAGUGGGGGAGCCAAGAAAAAA
This is a messenger RNA of Rana temporaria (common frog), 6131 nucleotides long. It is a transcript of the gene CTR9, whose product is annotated as CTR9 homolog, Paf1/RNA polymerase II complex component. The record is from RefSeq and is a predicted model, not a curated record. Bases 97 to 3600 code for a protein of 1167 amino acids. Gene Ontology annotation, biological process: regulation of DNA-templated transcription. NCBI's taxonomy places the organism in Eukaryota, Metazoa, Chordata, Amphibia, Anura, Ranidae. The transcript is spliced from 25 exons. Gene Ontology annotation, molecular function: RNA polymerase II complex binding. Gene Ontology annotation, cellular component: Cdc73/Paf1 complex.